UGUGUGUGUGUGUCUGUCUGUCUGUCUGUCUGUCUGUCUGUCUGUCCGGCUUUCUCUUCCACUCCCAGCCCACCCCUGCUGUGUCUGCAUAGGAUCCAGGCCUGCAGCUCCGCCACUCAGCCAACGAUUGCUGGGAGGAGCUCGGAGGAGAAUCUGGGGGCCAGCCGCAGUCUUGCCCUCUCGAAGCGCUUUACACUAAUAGCUCUGGGUACCGCUGGUAAGCGUAGUGGUAGUCGCCGCAGUCACAGUUCGACUUAGGGUGGAACACCUCCUAUACCCUGUUGCCCCGGGGAACAGAAAAGGGAACACGAGAGCCAGGCUGCGCAUUUGGCUCCGGGAUUUUUUCCGUUCCACACCACAUCACCCGCCCUCCCCCUACUGCUCACCCGGGGCCCUAGAAACUACAACUCCCACAAAGGUAUGCGGCUCAGAUCUGAGUAUUGCGGCUGGGACGGAGGUAGGGCAAUUACGCCCCUUCCCAUUGGCUCAGAGUCCUGGAGUAGUCUAUUGGCUACUGGCGCAGGGCAAGAAAGGAAUCACGGGCUCGGAUUGGCGAAGUCUGAAGGCUGGGAGUAAUCCCGGAAAUAGUGGAGAGGCUGGAGGGGAGACCCACGUGGAGCGUCCGGGAAACCCACUGCUGUCCAGGAGCUGAUCCCAGGCUCGGACCCGAGGCCUGGCGAUCCCUACUGCAAGGGGUAACAUGGAAGACGCUUUCAGCAGCCCAGCAGGGGCCGCCCUGCAGCGGGAGGUUGGGGUUCCGGAGCCACUGACGCCCCUCACGGAGCUGGGCCGCACUUACGAGCUGGAGCGGGUGCAGGCCUUCGUGCUGGAACACGAAGCCAGGCGGGUGGCCUUGCAGUUCCCCGAUGAACUCCUUGGAGACAGUGUGGCUGUAGCUCGGGCCCUGGAGGAGAUGACAGGAGCCAAGAUGUUUGUUCUGGGGGACACAGCCUAUGGCAGCUGCUGUGUGGAUGUACUGAGAGCUGAGCAGGCUGAAGCCGAUGCCCUGGUCCACUUUGGCCCUGCCUGCUUGAGCCCGCUUUCUUGCCUCCUGCCUGUCAUCUACGUCCUUGGACAGCGUCCGGUGGCCCUGGAGCUGUGUGCGGAGGCCUUCAGAGCCCUGCACCCCAACCCUGCAGAGCCUGUGGUGCUGCUGAGUGAGCCAGCCUGUGCCCAUGCUCUGGAAGCCUUGGCUGCUCUUCUUCGCCCACGGUAUAAGGACAUCCUGGUCUCCCAGCCAGCUCUGCCUUCUGCUGCCCCAGGCUGGGAACACCCACCGUUGGAGCGUUUUGGCCGCUUUUUCCCACUGGGCCCUGGGCGCCAGCUGGAGGACUAUGGUGCCUUUUAUGUGGGGGGCUCUGAGAAUGGGGACAACAGUGGAGCUGAGGUGAGCCCAGACCUGCUCCAGCUGCUCCUGGGCUGGGCCCCCAGCCGCCCCUUCUCAUCUUGCCUGCCAAGCUCUGGAGAGGCCCGAGCAGAGGGCCCCCGGGCAGUCCGAGCCAGAGCUCGGAGCCACUAUCUGGUGGAAUGCGCACGGGAUGCCCGUGUGGUUGGACUGCUGGCGGGUGCUCCAGGUGGGGCAGGGCACCGUGAGGCUCUGGCCCACCUUCGGAAACUGGUGCAGGCCUCUGGCAAGCGGGCCUAUGUCCUGUCACUGGGCCGGCCCAGCCCAGCCAAGCUGGCCAACUUCCCAGAGGUAGAUGUCUUUGUGCUGCUGGCCUGUCCCUUGAGGGCGCUUGACCGACCCCGCAGUGGUGCCAGCAGAGGUCUCUUCCGGCCACUGCUCACCCCCUAUGAGCUGGAAGCCGCCUGCAACCCAGCUCGGGGGCCAGUGGGGCUGGGCCCCUACCUGACUCACUAUUCUGACCUGCUGCCAGGCUCCCCCUUCCACGUGCCAAUCCCACCCCCAGACUCGGAGCUGUGGGGUACUCCCGAUGUGUCACUUAUCACUGGAGAGCUUCGCCUACAGCAGGCCUCAGCACAUGUGCCCAGUGUCCCAGAGGCCUCGGUCCUGAGCCAGCGAUCCCGGCUUGAGCUUGCUGAGAGAAGUCCAGCAGCUUUGUUCCUUGGUUCCCGUACUUGGCAGGGGUUGGAACCUCAGCUAGGCCAGACAGCACCAAUGCGGGCGGUAGCAGGGAGACGAGGCGUCCCCAUUGCCUACGAGGAUGAGCCUGGCAGCUGAGGAACCCUCAGUGGCAGAUGAGACUCCAAGAAAAGACCUUGGCACUCCCAGCGGCCAGUCUGGCUGGAGUAGGCAGGCUCAGGCUGGGCUGUCCUCCCUGGCUUUCAGAUACCUCUGCCCUCUGCCCUCUGCGCCUUUACUGAUGACUGAACACAAGGGGGAGGGGAAGGAACAAGCAUUUAAACAGCACCUACUAUGUGUGAGGCAGUGGGCUGGACUCCUUUACAAAUAGCUCACGUGGUCCUCCUAAUCACCCUGGGAGGUUAUCCCGGUUUUGCAGGUGAGGAAACUGAGGCAGGCAGAGGUGAAGUGGCUUGCCCAGGGUCACACAACUCGUAAGUGUCUGAAGCCAGAUAUGGACUCUGGCCUUCCUGACUCCAGACUCGGUGCUCUAUCUACUGUGCACACCUAGCUAAUAGGGGGUCUAAGAUCAAGGUGACCCCCAAAACCAAACACUGUCCCUUUAGCUGCUGCUGUCUCUGUAUUCUGUCCUCCUGGUGUCUCAGGGGCUCUGUCAGCACACAAAUGGCAUUGAUUAGGCACCUGCUGUAUACAGUAUGUCAGGCUCUGCGCUGAAUGUGUAAAGCAUACUAACACCAGGGUCCCUCCUCCUCUGCCCUCAAUGGGCUUGCCAUCUGAUGGGGGAAAUUGACGACAUGGACCAGACUUUCUGAGCUGCAGGGGAUUUCGAGGCAUCCAGGCCACCCUGCACCUUAACACCAGGUGUGGAAGAGGGACAUUCCUGCCUCAGUCCCUGAAGCUGCCCAUGUCUUUGAGGGAACCACUUUAUUGGGGAGGGGGAUUCUUGUGCAGGGACAAAAUCAGCCUCUGUGUGGAGUUGGGGGGAAGGAAGUUCCAGUUGAAUGUAUUAGAUAUUUAAAAAGAAAAGCAACCUGGUCAACUAGGCAAGAGACCCAUGCUCAGGUAUAAUCUUUUUCGUGUUCUACCACGUUCUUGGAAAUGCCCAUUGUAUUCAUCAGGUUCAUAAUAAAUGGGUUUUUUUUAA
This is a messenger RNA of Phascolarctos cinereus (koala), 3188 nucleotides long. RefSeq names its product diphthamide biosynthesis 2 (gene DPH2). Lineage: Eukaryota; Metazoa; Chordata; Mammalia; Diprotodontia; Phascolarctidae. Gene Ontology annotation, molecular function: 2-(3-amino-3-carboxypropyl)histidine synthase activity. The record is from RefSeq and is a predicted model, not a curated record. Gene Ontology annotation, biological process: protein histidyl modification to diphthamide.